This is a messenger RNA of Mangifera indica (mango), 1574 nucleotides long. Its product is annotated as cAMP-regulated phosphoprotein 21-like. The record is from RefSeq and is a predicted model, not a curated record. Lineage: Eukaryota; Viridiplantae; Streptophyta; Magnoliopsida; Sapindales; Anacardiaceae. Gene Ontology annotation, molecular function: nucleic acid binding. The transcript has 4 exons. The coding region runs from base 264 to 1358 and encodes 364 amino acids.
UAAACAUAUCAGCCUUCCUCUUUCAUUUCCUUUCUCCUCCUCCGGUGAGAAGGAUAACAAAUUAACAAAACAAAACCAAAUCAACCCAACCCAAAUCUAAACCCACCUCUUCCCUCUUCUCUUCUUUUCUAAUCUAAUGCCCAAAUCGAAGCUACCCUUUCCUUCUUCGUUUUGAUUCUUUUUUCUCUUGUAGGGGAAUUAGAGAAGAAGAUUAAAGGGGAAGAAAGUCGAGUUAGUUCAAGAAAGAGAUAGAGGAGCUAUUCAUGGAUUCUACAACCACAGCCACCACAACAGUUGUCAACGAUAAACAGUCAAUGGUGGAUCCCUUUUUGGUUGAGGCUCUUCAGAACCCUCGUCAUCGCCUUACCAUUCUGCGGAUGGAACUUGAUAUCCAGAGGUUUUUGCAAAAUCCUGAUCAGCAGUAUUUCGAGUUCCAGCAUUUUCCUACUUCUUAUCUUCGACUAGCUGCACAUCGUGUUUCUCAACACUAUGGGCUGGUAACUAUGGUCCAAGAAAAUGGCUUAGAUGGGUUGGGUAAUCGAAUUCUGGUGAGAAAAACAGCAGAAAGCAAAUAUCCUGCUGUUCAUUUAUCUGAAAUUCCUGCUAAACAGUCUGAAGAAAGUGAUAAGCUUGAUCAGGUUAAAAUUGUUAUUAGGCCUAGGCCCAAUGGAGGAUCUAUUAACGAGGCUAAUGAAUUUGGGGUCAAACGAAGUCCUGUCAGAAGUGUUGAAGAGAGGAAGGAGGAGUACGACAGGGCACGUGCCCGCAUAUUUAGUAGUCCUGGUUGUCCUGACCCAGAGGAAACUUUGUCUCAGGUCCCUAAUGAUGGGAAAGGUAUAAGCUUGAGCAGAGAUGAGAAUGAAAGUAGCAGGAAUUCUGUUAUUGAUUCAGAAAAGAUUGUUAGCAUCAGAGAUGGUAGUUCUUCUCGAGUUGCUAUUUUCAGAGAUAGGGAGAAGGAUCGUACUGAUCCUGAUUAUGAUCGGAGUUAUGAUAGGUAUGUUAGGAGCCUUCCAGCUAAUCAGGGCUUUGGCUUGGCACCCUUCAACAUGCGGAAAGUUCAACUUCCAUUCAUUCAGUAUGACACUAGCUAUCCCCAGUUGGGUCAGAUCCCUAGGACUCAAGCUUCCCUCAACUAUAGACCUACAACAAAUGCUAUUAUGAGCCCUUAUUGUACCACCGGACAACAGACAUCUAUGGAAGCUGCAUAUGUACAAUGGCCCAGUGCUGCAAUGAUGUAUGCAAAUUCAUAUGAGCAGUUUAGACAUGCUGUUUUUCAGGAAUGGCAUAGUUGCAAUGGGCCUUGUGUUGAUAAUUUUAUCCUUUUUGUUAUUGGUUUGGUUGAAAGAUUAGGCCCAUAAUGUGCUAUGAGUUCCAAUAUCUGGUGUUAAAUGAGUUACAGCAUGCCUUCCAUAUGGGCAACUUCCAAAUUUUUUCUUAAUUUUGCUGUUCUAGUAAUUUACCAACAUCACAUCUGACAUUGAAUUUGGGAGUUUCUGGCCCUUAAAAUUGUAAUAGUGGUUUGGCCUGGAAUAUACAAGUACUUGGCCUGUGACCGGCAUUUUAUUUGUUGUCUA